Messenger RNA from Dendroctonus ponderosae (mountain pine beetle), 3615 nucleotides. Its product is annotated as protein-L-isoaspartate O-methyltransferase domain-containing protein 1. Bases 249 to 1847 code for a protein of 532 amino acids. The record is from RefSeq and is a predicted model, not a curated record. Gene Ontology annotation, molecular function: protein-L-isoaspartate (D-aspartate) O-methyltransferase activity. The transcript has 10 exons. Gene Ontology annotation, biological process: protein modification process. Lineage: Eukaryota; Metazoa; Arthropoda; Insecta; Coleoptera; Curculionidae. Gene Ontology annotation, cellular component: cytoplasm.
UCCGGAUCCCUGAGUCGGGUCAGUUCCGACCAGCCCAUCACUAGCUGCUCCGUACAUCACAUGCACGUUUCUGUAAGCAUCCCAACAAAUAAAGUAGUGACUGGUAGUGACAAUGAUUAUUAUUGUCUUGAAACGUUGCAGAGAAAGUUGAAUAAAAAUCCUUGAAAAUCCUGGAUGUAACUUAACCUGUGUGUGCGCCGAUCAGUCAUUAGGAUAUUAAGCUUAUUAAGCAUAUUAAGCUAUUCAGGAUGGGGGCUGCAGCCAGUACUGCUACAAACAAUGAUGAGCUCGUUGAUAAUCUCAUAGAUGCUGAUUACAUUAUCAGGCCAAUAAUUGAGAGGGUCUUCCGAGCAGUAGACCGAGCUGAGUACUUUCUUCCAGACGCGUUGGACACUGCUUACAAAGACCAAGCAUGGAAAAAGGGAAAUUUGCAUAUUUCUUCUCCCGGCAUCUAUGCCGAGGUCAUGGAAGCCCUCGAAUUUGAACCUGGCCUGUCAUUCCUCAAUAUGGGUUCCGGAACUGGAUAUUUCAGUACUGUGGUUGGAUUAAUUUUGGGCACAAAUGGCAUAAACCAUGGCAUUGAAAUUCAUGCAGAUGUGAUCGAUUACGCGAAUGAAAGGUUGGAAGAUUUCAAGAAACUUUCCGGAGCUAUAGAUGAGUUUGAUUUCUGUGAACCUAAAUUUAUCCAAGGUAAUUGUCUGACCGUUACUGAUGCAUGUGCUCCUCUGUAUGAUAGAAUCUAUUGCGGAGCCGCUUGCCCUGAGGAGUUUCAACAGUAUAUGCAAAACCGCCUUAAACUUGGGGGAAUUUUAGUGCUGCCAUUGAACGACCAACUGAUGCGGUUCAAACGGGAGUCCGUGUGUCAAUGGGAGGAAAAGUUCCUAAUACCAGUGUCCUUUGCUUCUUUAGUUCGGCCUACAAAAGGUUUUCAGGACUUGAAACCAAUUGAGGUUGCUCCAUUACCACUUCAGAUAUUAUGCCGCUCAGUGAUUCGAGACAUUCUUAGAAAGAACAUCGAGAAGGAGCACAGUCCUGUUAAAAAGCCUUCUCGCAUCAAGGUUACGAAGAAAUGCUUCAGAUACAGGGGCAGUUUGAGUCCGUUUUUUCCUAGGAUGGAUAGUUCUGAUCAAGAGCGGCAACUCUCAUUAACACAGAGAAGCAGUUCAAAUCCAAGUUUGCAUGGUGGAGGACUUGGAACAACGGAGCAAGUGGGCAAUACGGGGACUGAUGAACAAGGCACUGAAGAUUCAGCUAAUAACCAUAGGUUUCCACGUGGGGCAUCCAUUUAUGAACGCAGAUUAUGCGAUGUUGACCCCGACGACAUACCUUUGAUGAUAGAAUUAUAUGGCGAACAUGCUUUUAUAGACGCAGAUAUCAGCGAGGCCCUUGCUGUAAGACAUCAGCAUCAAAAUAAAACUCGGGCGGAUCUUGAACUGGCAGCUGCUGCAACACCUAGCACAAGUACCAGAACCUCAAACCAAAAUGGCAAACGUCAAAAAUGGGACAGCGGCCUUGAAGAGGAAAUAAUCGAAACGCACGAAUCGUCUGAUGAUGAAUCGAUGGGACUCGAUGCGAUUUUCAGCGGUGAUGAGGACGAUGUGUCGGAAAAACGGUUCAAAAGAGAUUCGAGUAGUGAAGAUAAAGAAGACAUCGCAGAUGCUUCCAAUGACAUAGAUUCGAGUAGUAAAGAUGAAGAGGAAAUCGCAGAUCGUUCCAAUCACAUAAUGAUGUAUCAAAGCCUGUAUACCCCACAUAUGGUUCAAAGGAUCCAGGAAUUGCCCUUACCUCCAAUGAUGAAAAAAUAUCUUAAUUGUAACAGAGAUAUGAACAUUGAAGAUGGUGAAUAAGUUUUUAACUUUGUAAAGUUAAAAGUUGUUAUGUAUUUCUAGUAUAUAAUAUACCAGAAUUACAUAAAACUUAAUCCGUUAAUUAAGUUAAUAUAUUAAUUAUUUUUAUCAAAAUAAUUGAUUGAUUAGGAUACUUUAGGAUUGUUUGCUGAAAUAGUGGUGAUCACACAGGUUAUUUAAAAAUUGUGUUCUUUGUAAGCAAGUGACUUGAAUAGUUACAUUUUGCGUUUUAUAUCAUGUAAAAUGAAAUGUUGAUCAAACGUAAUUACUAUAAUUUUAUAUAAUUAAAUCGACCCAGUGGGGAAUACAUCGUAUCUGAUACGAUACAAAAAUUUGAAGCUAAUAACUUGGCCAAUUUCAAUUAAACUAGUUGAGAGUGAUCUGACUAGGCAUAGGCAACACUGUGUUGAGUUAGGCUUUUAAUUUGUUGCGGCUCUGUGCGCUAAUGAGUUGUAACUCAUCGUGCCGCACCUGAACUGAACUCUUGGCAUUUAAGCCAAGAGUGGAUUAUUGUUUUACGAGGUUCGACACCGUUACCUGCAUUCUGAAACCUCCGUCCCAUGCAUCCGUUUAUGCGAUGAUACGAUGGUACGAAAAUGUUUCUAUUGGUCAGAGAUUUUAGACGUUCGAACGAUCCUGAUUUCUAGCUGUCCCAUGUAUAUACGAUAACCUGGGUUGUGAACGAUAACCAUGCUUGCCGGAUUCACAAUUUUAUCGUUACCAUACUGAAAUCCAACAACCUCGAGUUCAGUUCUACGGUUGAAAAAUAAGCAGCAAUAAAACCUAUCAAAGUUUUUUCUAUGAAAAUGUCAGGUCGUACAUGUAAUAAAACAAAAUUAUGAAUUGGCAUUCUAAAGAAUGUUUAAGAAAUAUAUGUGUUUUGAAUAUUCUGAUGAUGCAAAAUGCUAAAUAAUAUCCAAACAGAUGGAAGCUAUGGAUCCGGUCAAUAAAAUUGUGGAGGAACAUAUAAUUUGAGUGUACCUACAGUAUCAGUAAAAAAUCUCCUGAUAAACGGUAUAACGGCAAGAUAGAGGUUGUGAGAUUCUAGGAUACCACUCAGGGAUCGGUCCAAAUCGAUUAACAAACACUUGAAAUGAAAUAUUCGUUUAUUUCAUGUUAUGAAAUAUGGUCUGAAACCCCAAAUCUUUGUGUAUUUUAAUUUUCCCUGUUGUGCCUAAUCCAUAAUAAUAAAAACAGAAGCACUUUGUUAAUCCUAUUUUGUCGUGAAAGUUUAAUUUUCAUUAUUAAAACUGAUAAUAAAUUCAACAUAAAAUAUAAUAUGUAAACAAUGAAUAUGACGUUAAAAACUAUGCGACCAUCGUAUAGAGAUAAACAUUUUUUAACUUGAUAAGACGACGAACGAAUUGACAGACCUCCAACCAAUAGAAACACUUUCGUAUCAUCGUAUAAACGGAAGCAUGGAACACGGGCUUAAACCUAAAAAAAUAUCACCACAUUAAUAGAGAAAAUUAUUCUCUGUCAGACAGUCAGCUUAGUUACAGACUGAAUUUGGUUCGAUUGAGUUCUUGGUUACUUCACAAGAAAUUUGCAAGCUUGAAAUACAAGACGAAAUUUGAAUAGUAUGCAAGAUUAGGCAAAAAUGGUAUGCACGUUGCCACUUUCUCCCAUUUCUCAACAUCAAAUUGAGCACUUGAUAUAGCAUUGAAUGGCAUAUUUUCACAAAUUAAAGCAUGAUAUCUGGGGCCAGCAGAUGAAGAUAAAGAGAUGAUCAUAACUACAAAAUAAUAAAAUUAAGCUCCAAUGUAAA